AUGUUCAACAGUACCCUGUAUUUGGGUGAUGAGCUCACCCUGAAGAGUUUCCCCAUGGCACAACCAGUUGCCUCUGAGGACACUUGGGGCUUGUACGGCGCCAGCCCGCAGCACAUCCUCGGGGUGGGAACAGAGUCUACAGUCUUGAGCGCCUUACACAACGCCGGCCGCAUUGCCUCGAGAUCUGUUGGUUAUUACUGGGGCAUGGACUCAGUCGGCUCCAAGGAUGACACUCCGGGAUCCUUGGUGUUUGGGGGUUACGACAGAGCCAAGACUUAUGGAGAUGGCGAUGAGAUGGACUUUACACUUGGGAAGGACAGUUGUCGGAGUAAGAUGAUGGUUUCAAUCAGCGGCCUCUCCCUAAACCUCCGCAACGGCACCGACGUGUCGCUAUUCGCUUCGAGCAACCAGCAAAAGCCGCUACGGGCAUGCAUAGUCCCUCAGAACCCAUACAUCAUGAGCCUCAAACGGGAACCAUACUUUGACAAACUUCUGGAUGCCAUCGGAAGCAAGUUUGUGAAUGCUAGUAAGAUGCAAGGGGUUGACUAUCAGAGCGCUCUGCUCGAUCCUGAAAUGCCAUGGUAUGAUGGAGACUUCACGAUCAAGUUGAACACGGGUCUAUCCAUUACCAUCCCAAACAACCAGCUAAUUGUCCCGGAACGAAGGAUCAACGAGAACGGAGAGAUCUACCGGAAUGACUCGCAGCCCCUUCUUAGAAUCAACGGGAUGCAGGAUGGACUCCUCUCCAUCGGCCGAUUCUUCUUCACUGCUGCUUAUCUCGCCACCAAUCAAGAUGCCGGCAAGUUUACGAUCUGGAAGGCCAACCCGAGCACCGAUCAAGAUCUGGUGGCGCUGGACCCGAACAACAAGCCCAUCGACAGUCGGGUUACCUGCACGGCGACCCCCAUCAGCACGGUCUUGGCCAAGCCAGACCAAGGCGAUGGCAACGAUAAUAACAACGAAGAUGAGGAGAAUGACCGGAACGAAACGGACAAGGUCAGCGAAACGACAACGACUCCGGCGACAACUUCGACAGCAGCUUCGACAGCAACUUCGACACCCAAGCCAGACACAGGUCUUCCGAUAGAGGCCCAAGCCGGCAUCGCCGCUGGCGCUGGAGCUGCGGGACUCAUAUGCAUCGGUCUCUUGGCCUGGCUGAUCAUACGAAGAAAGCGAAGAGCGAUGGGAGAAUCAGAUGCCAUGAGCUUGGCGUCGAUACAGACAGGCUGGUCUAGAUCUGGCGACAUGAAGAUGGCCUAUCCAAGCCAAGGAUAUCCUCACUUUAUCCCACAAGAGAUGGGAACAUUCAAUGAACGCCGACCCCCGGUCGAGAUGCCGUGA
Molecule: messenger RNA, 1341 nt
Organism: Fusarium vanettenii 77-13-4
Lineage: Eukaryota; Fungi; Ascomycota; Sordariomycetes; Hypocreales; Nectriaceae
Exons: 2
Coding region: 1-1341 (446 amino acids)
Source: RefSeq, a predicted model, not a curated record